This is a messenger RNA of Chrysemys picta bellii (western painted turtle), 2489 nucleotides long. The record is from RefSeq and is a predicted model, not a curated record. NCBI's taxonomy places the organism in Eukaryota, Metazoa, Chordata, Testudines, Emydidae.
CCUAUUAUGUGCAACUUCUGUUACCAGUGUACAUGUAUCAAGAGACUAAGGGUCUUUCCACAGACUUCAGUGAGCUUCGCAUCAGACCCCUGAAUCCCUACGCAAUCUAUAUAGUGUUCUGUAGCAUGUGGACGCCUGAUCUGGCCCCUGAAGCAGUGACUGUGGUGUCUCUGCCUCUUAAUGCAGAGCUAUUCACAAAGGUUAAUUUCUAGGUUGCUAGUGGGUCUAGACGCUGUCUAGUGUAUUUGCAAUAGGUCACGGUAUUACCUGGGGUUUUUGGUGGAACCUUUCGUCAAAAGGCCGCAAGAGCGUCUGUUACAGAAUGGCUAGGUUGAGGAGAUGGCAAUAGAAGUGAGAUGUGUGCACAUUAGUAACACAAGCCCCUCUCUCUUUCUAAGUUUCAGAUGCCUCUGGAUGUUGAAUGGUAGCACUCUUCCAUACUGGAGCAGCAAAGAUUCCUCCAAGCUUACUUCCAAGGGUGAGACAAGCUCUGUGCUCCCACCGCCUACUUUGCUUUCUCCAGAGGUGCGGCUCCACCGUAAACAGGAAACUGGCGUCCCACGGCUUUGGCGCGUCCAUGGCAGCAAUGUCAUCCUUCCCUCCACAGAGAUAUCACUACUUUUUAGUGUUGGAUUUUGAGGCCACUUGUGACAAACCACAAAUUCAUCCUCAGGAAAUCAUUGAGUUCCCCAUUCUGAAGCUAAAUGGCAGGACGAUGGAGAUUGAAUCCACCUUUCACAUGUAUGUGCAGCCGGUGGUGCACCCUCAGCUUACUCCCUUCUGUACAGAGCUGACUGGAAUUAUUCAGGGCAUGGUGGAUGGGCAGCCAAAUCUCCAGCAAGUGCUUGAGAGGGUCGAUGAGUGGAUGGCGAAGGAAGGCCUCUUAGAUCCUAGCGUCAAGUCGAUUUUUGUAACCUGCGGAGACUGGGAUUUGAAAGUAAUGUUACCAGGACAAUGCCAGUACUUAGGGCUGCCGGUUGCUGAUUACUUCAAACAGUGGAUUAAUCUGAAAAAGGCAUACAGCUUCGCCAUGGGGAGCUGGCCGAAGAACGGCCUCUUAGACAUGAACAAAGGACUCAACCUACAGCACAUAGGGAGGCCCCACAGCGGGAUAGAUGACUGUAAGAACAUCGCUAACAUCAUGAAGACGCUGGCCCAUAGAGGUUUUAUCUUCAAGCAGACCUCCAAACCCUUCUGAUCGGCGGGGCGGGCCGGACAGGGCUGCAUGCGGCCGGCUCCUCCGCUGCGGGAGGACGGGCGAGAGCAUUCAAAGGGCAACCGAGGACAGAGGCGACGCCACACCCAGCUCCGCUGUUACGCCAGUAGAGGUUGUAUAUAUGGAAAGGAAAAUCUCUGUGUAGACCCGACGUGGAUCCCCCUGUCUGGGCUGCUCCGGCCAUCGCCCGCCCUGCCCCCGGAGCCGCCCAGGGCACUUGCACCACCUGGUUAGAGCUGUAGUUCCUUCGUCUUUCUUCGCCCCUGGUUUCCGUUACCCCCUUGUGCCCCCCGGCCAUGGGUCGCCCUCUUUCUUUUCGGUGUUUGUUUCCCUUCGGCCAGGCCCUGCCGGGCGCUGCCGGGUGACCCGCCGGGGCUGCGUGGGAGCUCCAGCCUGACAUGGCCGCGGGAGCCCCGCCCCGCCCUGCCCGCUCCCCUCCCCGUUGCAGUGAACACUAACCCCGAUCCCCUGUGUGUGUCAGCAACCCGGCUUUCUGCUCCUGCUCAAGUGCCUGUAUUCUCUGCCCGCCGGCUUGCCAGCCAGGGCUCUGGGAGCGGGGUGGGGGGCAGCUUGUGCCUCUCCCAGGGGGCUCCUGCCCGGCCCCCCCCACUCACCCCUGCCGAAGCGAUUCCAGCUCCUGGGGGCACCAGGUCCAUUGCUGGCGGUGGACGCACCAGCGAGUGCUGGCACAGAACGACGGUCCUUUUCUGCCCCCCCCCCCAGUCCCACCGCUGAGUGAGCCCCCUCCCCUGCCCACCCACCUGAGCUGCAGCUCUGCCCUCGCCUGCCCCAUUCCCCGCGGUCCGGGCGCUGCCCCUCGUAGGCUCCCGGCCGAGCGCAGCAGCAGCUGCCUGGUUGCCUCGUCCCCUCCGACUAGGGGGCUCUUGGGCCCCGUCCUUCAGGUGGGCUUGGGGGCAGGCCCCAUCCCCUGGAGCCCCAGGGCCAUGGAGCUCCUGCAGAUCAGCCAGGACUCCAGAUCCCUGCUGAGCCCAGGCCGAGGCCGAGGCCGCGCCUGGCGCUGGCCCAUGGUGCUGCUACAGCGCCGGGCACCGUGACCCGCCAGCGGCCGGGCUCCCUCCCGCCCCGCAGCCCGGGGGCUGAGCCGGCUCGGUCACCAGAAAGAAAAUACAGGCACUGAACGUAGCGGUAACCAACUGCAUGGUGUGUGGUGUGCAGCGCAACCAGCCGAUAACGCAAACCCACCGUCCUCAUUGUCUAGUUAUCCUCAUCCUUGCUGUAAAUGUGCCACAUGAAUAAAGUUUGGGGAAAAAGG